AUACAAUAGGUCACUGUGUUGGUGACAGAGACAGUGCGAAGUUUAAAGGCGCUCACUCACAUGUGCACUGCGUAAACACUUGAGAAAAUGGCUAGCAUAUAUCAAUUUGUUACGGCCUUCACUGCGCCUAAAGGGAUUCAGUUCGAUUGACAUACCCUGUCUAUCGACGCGCUGAGGCAUUCAGGGACUUACCGGAAACCAAACUUUUUCUUCAAAACUUGUUUCGUAGCUGAGUCGAACGCGUCGAAAGAGGAAAGAAAGAGACAAGACCGUUCCGCGUCCAAACUUUUACAGUUCCUUAUUUUCUUCCUCAUAUUCGCGUCAUGUUGGAUAAUAGUUGGUUGCUGUCUAAAAGAAGUGAAAUACUGACUUUUUGUCAAGGAUAACGGCCGCCUUCGAGUGUUAUUCCUCCACACAUAGUAUAACGGAUAUUCGUUUUUAUCAUGGAAGACGAAGUGAAAGAGGACCCCACCAGGCCCAACGAGGACCCAACCAGGUCCAAAGAGACCAUGUCCACAUGGAAGGCCGGUUGGGUGAAAAAGGCCUCAGGCAGGUUCCUGGCCAGCUAUAAGGACCGCUACAUCCAGGUGCAGAGGACAGAGCUUGUGGUGUACGAGAAUGAGGACCUUGCAACCUACUUGGAGAAAGUGGACCUGGAAAACUACGAUAAGUGCCACGAGUUGAGGAGCGCCUUCAUGAAGAAGAAUAGACUGGUGUUGAUACGAGCGGCCAAAUCAGGGAAUAAGGUCCAUGAUGUCAAGUUCCAGGCUCAGAACCUGGAGGAGAAGGAGGCUUGGAUUAAGGCCUUUAGUGACGGCAUCAACAGAGCAAAGAAUAAGAUAUUUGACGAGGUGAAGAUAGAUGAGACCAGUCAGCUGGAGCAUGCGACACGCACAAGGGCGAAAGGAAACCGUAACAGAAGACCACCGACCAGGAUACACAUGAAAGAGGUUGCCAACGUCUCAUCAGACGGCAUUCUCCGUCAUGACCUGGACGCGGUGGACGCCAGCAUACCCAACGGGACACACCACAUCACCACAGACACCACUGACACUCCCAAAAAGGCUGUGAAGCCCCCCAUGCCCCCCACGUCCAAACCCAGCGAGGCCCCAGAGGAGUGUCAGACCACCCAGAGCCCUGACGAAGGUCUGCCGUCUGAAACGGAGCCCAGUCCCCAGAAGGUCCUGGAGCCCCCCAUGCCGCCCUCCAAAGAGGUCGAGGCGGCUGCUGCUUCUGCAGGGGACCAACUCUCUGAUGAGACUAGCACUGACAGAAGCCCAGAGAAAAAGGUCCUGAAGCCUCCUAUGCCGCCCUCCAAAGAGGCCAAGCCCACAGUGUCUGCCGAGGACCAACCACCUGGGGAAACCGCCCCUGAGAAAGAGGUCCUGAAGCCUCCCAUGCCGCCCUCCAAAGACACCAAGCCCGCAGCUCCAGCCGGAGACCAGCCCCCCAGGAACACCAGCCCCGAGGGCAGCCCAGAGCAGUGCUUCGAGUCUGGGGUCGAGUCAGCACCACCACCCACCCCUCCCGGCAAACCCAUCGGCGGCUCCACAGACAACCUGGCCGAGGCCUCCCAAUCCAGCCAGGAACACAGGCCGCCCACCCCACCGUCCAAAGACAAGAAGCCCACUCAGACAGCCGUGCAGGAGGGUACAGAGGAGGCUAGUGGGAGGAGGAAGAAAAGUGAAGAGGAUGAGGCAGAGGAGGAGGAAGAGGGUUCUGAAACGAUUGCAUCUGACGUUCAACAAAGCAGUAUCCCUGAGGGGGCUGAGGAUGAGAAGGAGUCUCCUUCCUCUCAGCUUACAACACCCAUGACCCCCCUAGAGGUCAAAGUUGAACCCUCUGUGACUGACCACCCAGAGUUCACCACCACCACCAUAGAAGAAGAGACGCAGAAAGUUGCCGAGCCCAUGGCUCAAGAACAAAAGUAUGCUCCUAGUGGUGGAGUGGAUAUAUCACCCAAUGAAGAACCUCAGACAAUGAAGUCUUCCCAACUCACAGUAACGCCGUCAGUUCAGACACCGGAGCCAAUCAAAAAGAGCCCUGGCCCUCCCGGACCUCCCAUAAAGAAGAAGCCCGUCGUCCUCCCUCCUCCCAAAGCAGUGGUGGUGGCUCAAGACGUCCACCUAAGCGAGCCUAAGAACCAAGCGACAGACAAAACCAAGAACAACAUCAUCACCACCACACCAGGAGAGAAACUCAACUCUAUCACUUCACCAACACCAGCCGUGGUGACCACAACCAGCCCGACUGAAGAAACAGAGGACCUGAAAGUUCCUGUGGUCAUUGCGACUAAGUCUGAGUUCCCAGUUGUAGUUCUCUCUCUGAGUGACCCUGAGCCAGACAGCUCCUGCUCCAGCCCCGUGUCCUGCCACCUCUCCCCGGAAAAGAAGAGUGAGCGUGAGGAGGAAAAGUCAGUCGACAGCGGCCAACACUCGGACAUCGAUGUCGACGAAGAAUGGUCAGAGAGCAGGGACACUUUGGCGGCCUCCACCGCUGCCCUAAUGGGCAGCCAAGCUGGCCUGGACGCGCUGAUGGAUGAGAGUCAAGAUGGAGACACGGAGACCCCCAACAGCUUGGGACUCAGCACUGUGGAGGACUGCCCUUCUAUGACCCAGACCCCCCAGGACAAUCCCUCUGGCCUACACCCCACCUUCCUCCAGGUGAGGGUCAGUCAGGCCUCCCAUUGUCCCCCCAUCCCCUUCAAACCCUUAGCCAAACUCAUGUCCACCUCUUUGGGGGAUCUCCUCUCUGAGGCCUCAUUGGGUGAAAACGUGAACCAGCCAAUCACAGACGUGGCCGUGACAAAGGCCACCGUGGGUCCUCAAGACUUGACAGAUCUUGAAAAUGAAGUGGCCCUGGAGCUGGAAAAUACAGGGGAGCUCCUGGGGAGCUUCGUCCCCAAAGGGAGCACCGAGGUUGGGCAGAACUCGGCCCUAGCGGGGGACGAUGGCCUGGAGGACAGGUCGCCGGAGGAGCUGCUAGCCAGAGCCAUGGAGAAGCUGAGGAAAGCAGACCAGUUCCUCAGGCAGGCCAAGUGUAUGAAAGACUCAAAACAUUCUGAGAAUACUGCCAAGAGAAACAGCUGGUGAUUGUUAAAUAUGAAGGAGAAGUAGGGAAAAUGUAUUGAUUGAUGGUGAUGGAAAGUAGUAGCUUUGAAGGACGACAGGUGUUUUCUUAUUCUGGCUGAUUAUGCAGCAUAUUUAUGCAAGUGUUCUGCUGAGAUUUAGCUAAGUGCAAUUUUUUACACUUUCACUUUUCUCCUGCAAAUGCAGGUUGAUUGUACUUUUUGUACUUAAACAUUUUUUUAAACAUUCCACAUUAAUCAUCAUCACUUUCCCAAGGAUAUUUACUUGAAUACUUACAACCCCCGAUCAAACUUUUUAAUGAUACAUUUAAGGAUGUUACAAAAUGGCGUAAGUCUUAGGGGAUGUCGGAAGUGCCUGCAACUUUUUGUAAUCCACGUUUUGAAUGGAUACAGAUUGGUUUCCUCUGAAGUCCUCUUUGCCAAUCAAACCAUGAUGACAUUUGAAGUAAUCAUGUAUACGGUGGGUUGUGUUUAUGUAGUUCAUGAAAAUAUAUUUGAAGUUAUUUGUCUUGAAUAACUACUUCCAAGUGUUAAAAGAAUAUUCAGGUAUUUUAUAAAAUGUCUGAGACAAGCUCUGCCAGUCCAAAUCUCAAUGGCAGAGUGUACAUCAAAUUUGACACCACACCUAUUUUACAAGCCUCCCUUCUGACCGCUAAGGGCCCCAUUUAUUCAACAUUUGCACUUUGCAUCAGGUUUCAAGAUUGCGCUGUACGUUUACCAUCAGGUAUCAAGAUUGCGCUGUACGUUUACCAUCAGGUAUCAAGAUUGCGCAGUACGUUUACCAUCAGGUAUCAAGAUUGCGCUGUACGUUUACCAUCAGGUAUCAAGAUUGCGCUGUACGUUUACCAUCAGGUAUCAAGAUUGCGCAGUACGUUUACCAUCAGGUAUCAAGAUUGCGCAGUACGUUUACCAUCAGGUAUCAAGAUUGCGCUGUACGUUUACCAUCAGGUAUCAAGAUUGCGCAGUACGUUUACCAUCAGGUUUCAAGAUUGCGCUGUACGUUUACCAUCAGGUAUCAAGAUUGCGCUGUACGUUUACCAUCAGGUAUCAAGAUUGCGCAGUACGUUUACCAUCAGGUAUCAAGAUUGCGCAGUACGUUUACCAUCAGGUAUCAAGAUUGCGCAGUAAGUUUACCAUAGGGAAUUGGACAUAAAAGGUUCAAUGAAAAGGCAAGAAUAACGGAUCUGAAAGUGAAUCAUUUAUGAAGUAUGUUCGAGCUUUGGUGUUUCAUCCAAUAAAAACAGGUGCAAACUUUUCACCAGGUCCAAAUGCAUAGCAAAUGUGCCCCUAACUCUGUUUUGGCAAAUAUCUAUACAGGCUAGGUUUAUAUACCAUUUCACAAAAGGUUUCAGAUUGCACAUUGCAAAACAGGAACUACAUUCUUAGAAAAAAAUCUAGAACCUAAGAGGGUUCUUCGGCUGUCCCAAUAGGAGAACCCUUUGAAUAACCCUUUUUGGUUACAGAAAGAACCCUUUUGAUUCCAGGUAGAACCCUAUUAGGUUCCAUGUAGAACCCUUUCCCAGAAGAACCCAAAGAGUUCUACCUGGAACAAAAAAAUAGUUAUCCUAUGGGAUAGCCAAAGAACCCUUUUGGAAGCCUUUUUUCUAAGAGUGUAGGCGGUAUGAUUACUGAGCUACUGUAAAAGUGAGUACAGAACCUAUGAUGCCUACUCUCACCUAGCCCCAGUAAUGUUGUGUUGUAUCUACUCUCACCUAGCCCCAGUAAUGUUGUGUUGUAUCUACUCUCACCUAGCCCCAGUAAUGUUGUGUUGUAUCUACUCUCACCUAGCCCCAGUAAUGUUGUGUUGUAUCUACUCUCACCUAGCCCCAGUAAUGUUGUGUUGUAUCUACUCUCAUCUAGCCCCAGUAAUGUUGUGUUGUAUCUACUCUCACCUAACCAAAAUAACGUUGUGUUGUAUCUACCCUGUGCUCUUGAAAGCAGCCCCGUUCACUUGGCUUAUAAAUAGGGCACACAGGAACUAGCCACUUCCUGACUGAUCUCCUCUCUUCUUUAGAUCUCUCUUUAGUCAGAGACCAGAUCAUUUGUAUCACACUGAAAUGCACUCCUAGGUGUUGCUAUGUGCUAAAACAGACUAAGACUUAGAAGCUAAGUGGUAUUGAAGGACCGUGGUAUUAGACAGUUAGUGGCAUCCAUUUUGUUUUAAAGGGGCUUUUAAGGCUAUGAAAUUUUGUUUUGUCAAGUAUUUUCUUACUUUAUCUUAGCAUUAGGUUUAACCUUGGUCUGCUUCAUAGGUUUGAGGGUAUUGGGUAUUGACCAAUUGAAACAGAAGGAUCUGAUCCAUUUUGAUGUGAACUCAAAUGUGGUUCCUACCUAACAUUUGUCCUUUACAAAUGCAUAGCAAGGAUGAUAAUGCCUUGUCCAAGACUUUAGGAAGUAAAAUAUGUAAACAUGAUUUGUUUUAUAUUUUUAAAGUUUAAAGUUGUACUAUUAGGUCUAACAGUAGAUACUAUGUUAAUUCAUCUAUUGUUAUUUUGAAAAUCUAAUUGCACAUAACACAUUUUCUUAUGAACUACUUAAUAUUUAAGUUAAUAAUCUUGUCACACACUCCUUGUGGUUGGUUGGUCCGUCAUUGAAGAAAAAUAAUACAUUUAUCCCCUCAAACUGGCUUAUAGCUGUAGCUGAGUUGCAAAUGUAUGUUGAGGUUUGUAAUAUUGUUAUGUAAUAUAUUUCAUUGUACAAAUGCUCUUACUAAUAAUUGGCCUGAUAAGGUUUAUACGCCUGUAGACAUUUUUGACACGGUUUAACAUGUAGCUUUAUAAAGCAUGUCUGAAUAAAUGUUGCUUACUGUAUGAAA
Molecule: messenger RNA, 5903 nt
Organism: Salvelinus fontinalis (brook trout)
Lineage: Eukaryota; Metazoa; Chordata; Actinopteri; Salmoniformes; Salmonidae
Gene: plekho2
Product: pleckstrin homology domain containing, family O member 2
Exons: 8
Coding region: 444-3092 (882 amino acids)
Biological process (GO): macrophage apoptotic process
Source: RefSeq, a predicted model, not a curated record